AUGUACUGUAUGUGUGUGGUGCAGCAGGAAGCUCGUUAAAGCGUUUUGCCACGGAUACACACACACAGAUCCACGAAAAGAGAAACACGCGACAAGAUCACCGGCGAUAGAAACCUCGCGCAGCGUAACUUUAAUUUUCUUUCAUUUCGAAGUGACGCCACGUAGAGAUGUUUCCUGAUUCCGCCACAGGUUAUGAGGAGUGUAAGGCCACAGCCGAUUGGCUGUUAGCUCAGGCUCCAGCUCGUCCUCUGGUGGGGAUCGUGUGUGGUUCGGGUCUCGGUGGACUGGCAGAAAUGCUGAAAGAUCAGCUGGUCAUCAAGUACAGCGACAUUCCCAAUUUCCCUCAAAGCACCGUGCAUGGCCACGCUGGAAAGUUGGUGUUUGGCACUCUUAAAGGGACAGCGUGCGUGUGCAUGCAGGGCAGAUUUCAUCUUUACGAAGGACACCCCAUUCAGAAGACCACGAUGCCCAUCAGGGUGUUGAAGCUGAUGGGUGUAGAGACGAUGAUUCUGACGAAUGCUGCUGGAGGACUGAAUCAGGAUUUUAAAGUGGGAGAUGUGAUGGUUAUCAAAGAUCACAUCAAUAUUCCAGGCUUCGCCGGAAACAACCCGCUGGUGGGAGCCAAUGACGACAGGUUUGGGGUGAGGUUCCCGUGUAUGUCAGACGCAUAUGACCGUGAUCUGCAGAAGCUCGCUCGCGAUGUCGCAGCUGAACUCGGUUACUCCGCGUUCAUGAAGGAGGGCGUGUACAGCGCGUUGGGUGGGCCGUCUUUUGAGACCAUCGCUGAAUGCAGAAUGCUCCGCCUCCUCGGAGCCGACACAGUCGGCAUGAGCACCGUUCAUGAGGUCAUCGUGGCGCGUCACUGCGGGAUGAGAGUCUUCGCUCUGUCUCUCGUCACCAAUCAGGCGGUGAUGGAUUACGACAGCGAGCAGAAGGCCAAUCACGAGGAGGUUCUGCAGACGGGUGCACAGAGAGCCAAAGAGCUGGAGAAACUCGUGUCCACCAUGGUUUCUCGCAUUGAGCUCAAGAACAAGAAAUCACAGGAAACCUGUCAGUGAACAACCCCCGCAGCGACCAUAGACCUGAAACAUACUGUACACAAGUGUAUCCUGCACACAUGACAUUGACGCUAAUGUUUAGACUUCAUUUAAUUUUUGUUGCACUUACAUAAUCGCGUUGUGUUCCUGUAGCUCACUUGGCAGAGCACUGCACCAGCAACGCAAAGGUUAGUGGUUAUGGGCACACACAUACUGAUAAUCGACUAAAUGCACUUUUUUUUACGUGUAUGCGAGCGUGUGCGUACAGCCAAACGCUUUCGACUCAAACGUGUACACACGGGGUUUGAGGCAUGCUCAUUACGACAUAUUGAAAUACCUCUCCGGGCCUACAGGGGUCAGGUUUUCUUCUACUACCUUGAAUCGAUGCUCCCUGGACACGGUUGCCACCUGGUGGUUAAACUAAUUACUGCAAGAAAUGGAAUGCGCAUGCGCCACCUCCAUGUACGCAAGGUAACAAAAUUCUGGCGGUGUGCGUGCUAUUCUGAUGAUGAAAUUUGCGUCAGGCGCACUGUCCGAUGUCCCUUGCGUACGCAUAAAAGGGAACUAUACUUCAGCCUUAAAGGCGGGGGGUCCGAUUUCUCUUAGCCGUUGUUGAUGUUCAAAUCACCAAAACAAACCCACCCCUACCCCCAUCUUUCGCUUUCGUCAGCGCUCGGCUCGGCUAAUGUCCGUCCUGUGCACCUUACUGCUGAUUGGCUACAAGGUUGUUUUGGUACUCGGCACGACUCAGUUGUCUAAAGCGUAAUUCUAAAAUCGGUUACCCCGCCUUUAAUUUGCUUUGGAUAUAAGCAUCUGCCAAACGCGUAAAUAAUGUAAAUGUAUCACGCAAUGCUACCGCAAAUAAGACACGACCCGUUCGCUCUCACACACAUUGUGACAGAUUUUAAACCAACUUGAUAUCUAGACGUGGUGUAAGAUGUGCGCACCUUCCUAACGGCAACAGUCAAACAAUCAAUUACACUGAGAUGCUGGGAAACAGUCCCACAUGAAAAAAUACUAUAGUAUGUACUACAGUAAAGUGUAGUAUUCUAUACUUUAGUACAGUAAUUAGUGUAAGAUGUAUUAUUAGUGAAGCACAUUAUGAUUUUUUAGAUUUUAGAUUUUAGAUUCAAUUUAUUGUCAUUGCACAUGUACAAGGCAACGAAAUGUGACCUCUGCAUUUAACCCAUCCAGAGAGUAGUGAACACACGUACACCCGGAGCAGUGGGCAGCUAUCACUACAGCGCCCGGGGAGCAAGUAGGGGUAAGGUGCCUUGCUCAAGGGCACCUCAGUUGUUACCCGCCGGCCCUGGGAAUCGAACCGGCAACCUUCUGGUCAUGAGUCCGACUCUCUAACCAUUAGGCCACAACUGCCCCCAUUAUAGUAUAAUUGUCAUAGUGUACUGUAGUAUUCUGUGCUAUUAACUAUAGUAAAUUGAUCAACUGUAGUAAAUACUGCCGUAUACCGCAGUAUUUACUAUAGUACAGUUGAAAACACUGUAGUAUCUGUGAAUUUCACAAUAGGUUUGUGAAAUGAAAUGGCACACUUCUUACUGUAUAUUGGACAGUAAGCAUGGUAUAAUAAAGUUAUAGAGUACCGAGUACCGCGGUAAGAACAUCAGGACCUCACUCACAGUGCACUGAACUUUCACGCGUGUGUUUGUGUACUUGUGUAAAGUAUGUUUCUGCCCAUAGACAUAAACACGCAUCAUGCUAGCUAGAGGCAUUUUCACACUUGGGCCUUGAACUUAAAUGUGUUUACAUUCUAAAGAUCAAAAGUUUUACUGUAACUGUCUUAUAAACUGAAGUGUCUUACUGUCUAUAACACUGACACGAUAAACCGGGAGAUUGUAUUCAUUGUUUGAGCACAUUUACUAAAUUAAUUGAUUAUUGUAUCACUAGUUAGCGUUUAUUUAUGGAGUCUGAAAGUAAUAUAUUUCAAAUAUGUGGAAAGUGGGAAACAAUAUAGAAACUGAAACAUUUUAAAAACAUUUUUUUAAAGGGACACUUCACGCAAAAAUGAAAAUUCUGUCAUCAUUUACUCUCCUUUGAGUUGUUUCAAAUCUGUAUAAAUGUCUUUGUUCUGAUGAACACAGGGAAAGAUAUUUGGAAGAAUGUUUAUAACCAGACAGAUUUUGUCCCCAUUAACUCCCAUAGUAGGAAAAAUUAUUUUAUCAUUUUUUUGUUCUGUUGAACACAAAAGAAGAUAUUUUGAAGAAUGUAGGACAGCAAACAGUUCUGGGGAACUUUUGACCACCAGUGUAUUUUUUCCUACUAUGGGAGUCAAUGGGGGGCUAAAUCUGCAUUUUUGGGUUAAAAUAGUUUUGAUAAAUGUUAAGAAAAUGAUUUAAAAAGCUGUAAGCAUGGAGACUGGUUCUGUCCUAAGUGAAGAAACUGUUACUAAAGAAACUUUCAGCUAUUCUGGAUGGGUGAAUAUAUUUAUGUUACUUGUUUAUGUAAGCGUUCUUAACCCUUAUGCGCUGUCUUGGACAUUUUUGUCCAUUUCAAUUUUGUUUUCUUUGUUGUUUUGGCUGUGUUUAUGCAAACAUCAUACAUUUUGCUAAAGGUGUGUAUUUUUAUUGGAAUUUUAAUAUUUUGCUCUAUUUUGCUUUGAUAAAUGUUUUUUAAACUAGGUACAUACAAUUGUUACACUCGGGUCCGUUUGGACAAGAAUGAAACCUAUUAAAACUACAAAUGUUCAUCUGUAUGCCAUUCGAGCAUAAAAUCAUACAAAUAUAAAAAUCCUUUGACUAUGUUGGCGAGGGUUCAAAAUUACGACAAAUGAAUAAAGUUCAAGAAAAUUCAAUUUUCUCAAAUGUGU
Molecule: messenger RNA, 3858 nt
Organism: Triplophysa rosa
Lineage: Eukaryota; Metazoa; Chordata; Actinopteri; Cypriniformes; Nemacheilidae
Gene: pnp5b
Product: purine nucleoside phosphorylase 5b
Exons: 6
Coding region: 168-1058 (296 amino acids)
Biological process (GO): nucleoside metabolic process
Cellular component (GO): cytoplasm
Molecular function (GO): purine-nucleoside phosphorylase activity
Source: RefSeq, a predicted model, not a curated record